AUGGCCGCCGCCACGAGCACUUCGCCUGCUACGCGCUCCUCGACUCUAGCCGACCACCCCAGCCUCCAGCCCGCCUUUCACCUCACCAUCGUCAUCGGUCCUGCCACGCCCGUCGGCUCGCUCUCUCGCGGCACGCCAUUGACAGUGGUCCCCCUCAUUUCGGGCACUUUUGUGAGUGAACCGGGCUUUCCUGUCAGAGUGGAUGCGAGGUUGAGAGGCCCGGGGGUGGAUUAUGUGCAUAAUGAUCCCGAUGGAGGGCGGAUGCGGCUGCGGAGUGAUUUGGUUGUUGGAAGUUACGACUUUGCCACUGCGAUAGAUCACGCAAGCAAUGGUGUCGCUUCUCCCGCCGCCAAUGCUCCUCCUCCACCGGUACCCCUCUCAGCCUCUGCGUUCGCUCUUGUAGAAGAGGAAUGCUUCCUGUCCCUAUCCCUCCACAAGGGUAUCCACCUAGGCACCCGAUUACUCAACCUCCACCAGCCCUGCUUUCGCUUCCUCCACUUCCUCCCAGCCCAUCUCGCAAUCUUAACACUUGCCCAAAUCAAGUACAAGCUCGUCAACGUGGUCAGCACCGCAACCACGACACUCACAAAGGUCAUGCUCGAGCACCGACAACUGAACGGCCUGGCGCGCAUUUCCCACCGCUCCCGCCAUGCCAAAGGGCAUAUUUCGGCGGACUUGAGAGGUGAGAGGAUGCCGAACGGGUAA
Molecule: messenger RNA, 705 nt
Organism: Cladophialophora bantiana CBS 173.52
Lineage: Eukaryota; Fungi; Ascomycota; Eurotiomycetes; Chaetothyriales; Herpotrichiellaceae
Exons: 2
Coding region: 1-705 (234 amino acids)
Source: RefSeq, a predicted model, not a curated record